This is a messenger RNA of Drosophila erecta, 2148 nucleotides long. RefSeq names its product chitooligosaccharidolytic beta-N-acetylglucosaminidase (gene Hexo2). The record is from RefSeq and is a predicted model, not a curated record. Gene Ontology annotation, cellular component: membrane. Gene Ontology annotation, molecular function: beta-N-acetylhexosaminidase activity. The transcript has 3 exons. Gene Ontology annotation, biological process: ganglioside catabolic process; glycosaminoglycan metabolic process; carbohydrate metabolic process. Bases 152 to 2011 code for a protein of 619 amino acids. NCBI's taxonomy places the organism in Eukaryota, Metazoa, Arthropoda, Insecta, Diptera, Drosophilidae.
AGUGUUGUUGUGCUUGGCGAGCGGAGCGGGUGGGCGGCAGAUUGAAUAUAGCGAGUACACCAUACACCACACACCAUACACCAUACACCAAAUAGCGAACAGAAAUUAUAAAAGCGGGCGUCGCAGCUGAGGAAGCCGUUAGAAAGGAACGAUGCGGUUCAGCGGCUACAACCGUUAUCAGUGCUUCUGCUCUGCUGCUGCUUCGCUGCUUCUUUGCUUUGCGGUCGGCGCAGCGCUGACGCGGGCAGAUGAUGCCGGCAGCGACGUCGACGCCGGCAGCGCCAGCAGCAGGAAAUGGCUGUGCAGCCGGACGGACAUCUGCACCGCGGAGGGGGAGAUGGUGGCCGGACUGCAGUACGCGCCGGAGAUCUUCGAGAGCCAGCGGGACUGUCGGCUGUCCUGCGGCAAGUACGGAGCCAUCUGGCCCAUGCCCACGGGCAAGGAGUGCACCAUAUCGCACAGGCGGGUGCGGUUCGAUCCGUGGAAGGUGCGCUUCCAUGUGGUGGCACCCGGCGAGGCGGCCACCCAGUUCCUCAGGGAGACGAACCGGCUGUUCGUCUCAAAUCUGCUGAAGGAGUGCACACGGAACUGCACGCUCGAGAGCAGCAAGCAGAUUCUGGUCAGAUCCACGGUGGCCAACGAGAGCCUCGUCCUGGACUGGCCCACCGACGAGAGCUACGCCCUGGUGGUGCGAACCACGGAUACGGCCACCUUUGUGGACAUCCAGGCGGCAACGGUGUACGGGGCACGCCACGCCUUCGAGACGCUAAGCAACCUGGUCACCGGCAGCCUGUCCAAUGGCCUGCUGAUGGUCACCACGGCCAACAUCACUGAUCGGCCGGCCUUUCCGCAUCGCGGCGUGCUUUUGGAUACGGCCCGAAACUUUGUGCCCCUCAAGUUCAUACGCAGCACUUUGGAUGCGAUGGCGGCCAGUAAGCUGAAUGUGCUCCACUGGCAUGUGGUGGACACGCACAGUUUUCCGCUGGAGAUCACCAGGGUGCCGGAGAUGCAGCGUUACGGCGCGUACUCCUCAUCGCAGACGUACUCGCGUCAGGACGCACUAAACCUGGUCAAGUAUGCCCGAUUGCGGGGCAUACGGAUACUGAUCGAGAUCGAUGGACCCUCGCACGCGGGCAAUGGAUGGCAAUGGGGUCCUGCCGCCGGACUGGGCAACAUGUCCGUGUGCCUGAACCAAUCGCCCUGGAGGAGAUUCUGUGUGCAGCCACCGUGCGGCCAACUGAAUCCCCUGAACGAUCACAUGUACGCGGUGCUCAAGGAGAUCUUGGAGGACGUAGCCGAGGUGGGCGCUCCGGAGGAGACCCUGCACAUGGGCGGCGACGAGGUGUUCCUUCCCUGCUGGAAUAACACCGACGAGAUUCGGGAUGGCAUGAGAGCACGCGGCUACGAUCUCAGCGAGCAGAGCUUCCUGCGGCUGUGGUCGCAGUUCCAUCAGCGGAACCUCAAUGCCUGGGACGAGAUUAACGAGCGCAUGUAUCCGGGCAUUAAGGAGCCCAAGUCGGUGAUCAUCUGGUCCAGCCACCUCACCAAUCCCCGGUACAUCGAAGCUUAUUUGCCCAAGGAACGGUUCAUAAUCCAGACCUGGGUGGAGUCGCAGGAUGCCCUCAAUCGGGAGCUCUUGCAGCGGGGAUACCGACUGAUUGUGUCCACUAAGAAUGCCUGGUACCUGGAUCACGGUUUCUGGGGCAGCACGUCGUACUACAACUGGCGCACCGUGUACUCCAGUGGCAUGCCCGUUGGUCGCAGCAAAGAUCAGGUUCUCGGCGGUGAGGUGUGCAUGUGGAGCGAGUAUGUGGAUCAGAACUCAUUGGAAUCCCGAAUCUGGCCGCGAGCUGGAGCAGCUGCCGAGCGACUGUGGUCUAAUCCGAAGUCCUCUGCCCUGCUGGCCCAGAGAAGGUUUUACCGCUACCGGGAGCGACUUCUGGCCCGAGGAAUCCACGCGGAUGCAGUGAUUCCGCACUGGUGCGUCCUCCACGAAGGACAGUGCCUCUAAAUCGGUCGGUCCGAACUUAGUUAUAGCUCCAGCACCAGCACCGUGUACAUACCUUUCAAUCUAUGUUACUUUAUUCAUCAGCUAUUGCCCAUAAAGAUCUGUUUUUAAUCCAAUCCGCCAAGCGGCUCGAAAGUGAA